UUUUUCUUCCGAUGACCGGUCGGCAAACAAAAAUUAGAAAAGAUGCCAAAAAUGAGAAAGGUGGGAUUAAUUCUCUACUAAUAAAAAAAGGACUAUUAACUUACUUUUACCUUUUUCGGUAUUUUUGGUAUUCUUUUCCUCCUUUUCCCUUCCAAUUUUCCCAUUCAGGAUUAAUUCAACAAAAUCUCCUUUUAAAUCCACUUUUACCUUCAUUUAGUCUACAAAACAACAAACAAAUCAGAAAAGAAGGAAACCCGCUACCUGAAAAAAAUGAAAAGAAAAAAAUCUCCUCUCACUUAAAAAUAAAUCGAGUAAACCCCUAA
Meloidogyne enterolobii is the source of this 323-nucleotide messenger RNA. The record is from the annotation of a GenBank genome assembly. Lineage: Eukaryota; Metazoa; Nematoda; Chromadorea; Rhabditida; Meloidogynidae.